Molecule: messenger RNA, 1169 nt
Organism: Pyricularia oryzae 70-15
Lineage: Eukaryota; Fungi; Ascomycota; Sordariomycetes; Magnaporthales; Pyriculariaceae
Exons: 2
Coding region: 171-944 (257 amino acids)
Cellular component (GO): cytoplasm; mitochondrion
Source: RefSeq, a predicted model, not a curated record
GCUUCCAUCCACACCGAUUGUCACCGGUCCUCGGCUUAAGCCUCAUCCACACAGCAUAGCUGCCACUCCAGCGACCCCUCACACCGUCGACAAAUAAUUCGACACAACCGCGAUAACCAAUGAUGAGGUAGCGUCGCGCACUGGUUCAAGCAAAAGCUCCAGAAAAGCACAUGAUGCGGUGGCCAUGGAGCAGCGACAGCUCCGACGGCCCAAAGCCUGCGCGACACUGGAAUGAAAGCCUGAACAAGACGGACUGGGAACACUACAAGGAGCCGCGGAACUGGGUUCCUACGGCGAUUGCCACCACCACCAUAUUGGCCGCCGUGCAGUUUUAUCGCUCCUACCUGCGCCGCAUUCCAGGUACAAACUACAUACACCCCGGCUUCUUCCGCAGGAGGAGCCUCUUUGGCCGCGUCACCAGCGUGGGCGACGGCGAUAAUUUUCACCUGUUCCACACGCCCGGUGGACGAUUGGCAGGGUGGAGCUGGCUGAGGAGCAUACCGACCGAGCGAAAGGCGCUCAAGGGCAAGACGAUCCCCGUCCGCAUCGCCGGAGUCGACGCCCCAGAAGCAGCCCAUUUCGGACGAGAGGCCCAGCCGUUCAGCGCCGAAGCGUUGGAGUUCCUCAAGUCCUACAUACUCGGUCGUGAUGUGCGGACCUACAUCUACAGGCGGGAUCAGUACGAACGGGUCGUCGGGACGGUGUGGGUGCGCCGUUGGCUCCUCAGGAAAGACGUCGGUCUGGAGAUGAUAAAGCGUGGGCUCGCCACGGUAUACGACGCCAAGAUCGGCGCAGAGUUUGGUGGACUGGAGGAAAAGUACCGUGCUGCCGAAGCAAAGGCCAAACUGAAGAAGCUGGGCAUGUGGGGAGCGAAAGGAAAAUUUGAAAGCCCGAGGGAUUACAAGAAUAGGCACGCCGCGACUAGCGAGAGCAAGUUGAGCUAGGGAAUCACGUCGCCACGACUGGUUUUGGGAAUCUAUUACAAACAUAAGCAGAAAAGGUACAGAACAAUGUAAUGAUCAUGAUGGGUAUGGCGACUGCGGUAAGAUCAAGUCUCAAAGUUUAUCUCUUAGUGCAUGUUCCAAUUUUUGCCACACCCAGACAAUGAUUACUAUACAUACCUACCUUACCUUCUUACACAUCAUUGGUGGUGUGCUUACUUGGUCGCA